Gaeumannomyces tritici R3-111a-1 is the source of this 1062-nucleotide messenger RNA. RefSeq lists its product as hypothetical. Bases 354 to 575 code for a protein of 73 amino acids. The record is from RefSeq and is a predicted model, not a curated record. The transcript is spliced from 2 exons. Lineage: Eukaryota; Fungi; Ascomycota; Sordariomycetes; Magnaporthales; Magnaporthaceae.
GAAGAAGAAAAAAAAAGAGGAGGGCCAAGGGCCAAGCCAAGACAGGAAAGGGGGCGUCGGGUGUGAUAUAACCAUUUCUACCACCACUCGUCUUGCAUUCCCUUCUUUCACGUUUCCCGGUUUUGAUCCCUCAACUCUCGCCAAAAAAGAAGAGCCGAGCCGGUGCCUGGUCGCCGUUGUACAAUUUAUCCGAGCUGCUGGGCAGACUUUGCUUUCCAUUCUCGCUGUUGAUACUUCUUCCCAUCGCUGGCCGAACGACCAAACAACAGCAAAAGAAAGAAAAAAAAAAUACUCUCUCUGCAGGACCGUCUCCUUGUAAUAUCGACAACCCCGAACCGGCAACUCUAAUAAUCAUGGCGCCCAUACAAUCGUCCCUCGACACCCACCUCCUGGCGGUCAGGAGCAACGAGCUCCUGAUGCGCGGGCUGGCCGAGGCCGGCUCCACCGCGCACAUGCUCAUGAAGCGCGAGAUCAGCCACUUUACCGUCGAGACGAUAGCAGUUGUCAUCACAAUAUUCGUCUUGAUGGGCCUGCUGUACUACUGGGGUAUUAAGAAGGACGGCUCGUGGAAAUAAGGAGGCAAUCCGCCGACUGCUACAGCCUCCUUUACCCGCCGCCACGCGAGCCGCUCGGCUGAUGCGCUGUGGCGUGGCUUGGGCGACCACAGCCCUCAGUGCAACCCACCCGACGGCCAGACACGACUUGCUCCCACGGUGGGAUCGCGCGUCUGGAUUCUAAGAAGCACCAUGACAGAAUAACUACCCCCAGACUACUGUUUUCAUUGUUCAUUCGGGCCGGCACACACGACAGCCGCCCUAGAUUCCUACCCAUUGCCGCCAUAGAUGUGAAAGGAGGCUCUAUUAUACCCGGAGGAGCGAGCCUGUGCUCCCAUUUCUUUUUGGAUCUUUGCAUAUUUUUGGGUUUAAUCAUAGCGAAGCGAUGGGACAGCAUAUUUACAAUCGUCGAAUCCUGUUUUGAACUUUUUUUAUUUUAUUAUUAUUUUUAUUUGCCAAACAAAUAACGCGCUACACCACCCCAAACGUGAUGCCGUGCUUUCUCAUG